This is a messenger RNA of Arachis duranensis, 1614 nucleotides long. RefSeq lists its product as uncharacterized. The transcript is spliced from 2 exons. Lineage: Eukaryota; Viridiplantae; Streptophyta; Magnoliopsida; Fabales; Fabaceae. The record is from RefSeq and is a predicted model, not a curated record. The coding region runs from base 220 to 1614 and encodes 464 amino acids.
AAAUAAAGAAAAAAGAAGAUAGGAAAUGCAUGGGAUAACGAAGAAAGGCAUGACCAAGAGAAUCUCUGAAAUGGUCCAAGAAGUAACCAUAAAGAGAAGACCACCCAUCGAUUUGUCCGCCAACUGAUCACCAUCACCAUCACCACCACCAUUCUUGGGCUGAUUCACGAUUCACCCAAUUCAGCCUCCGAUGCUGACUCUUGGGCUGAUUCCACCCUCAUGACUUUCGCUCCCGCCUUCAGCUUUCUCACCGAACUCGGAUGCGGCUACGUCCUCCUCUCCUGCUUCUCGCGCCUCCUCAACCUCCUCGGCAUGUUCCUCAUGCUCACCUUCUGCAUUAAGUUUCUCCGCUUCGCUUGGCACGCCAAGAACCACUUUCGCUUCUUCUGCGAUUCCGGUGGCAUCCCCAGAUACCGUAUCAUCCUCGAUUACGACACUCUUCCAGAACCUCCCAAGUCCAAGGUCGCCGAAAUUGACCCUGCCAAAUCCCCUUCCAUCACCGGCCUUUCCCCCUCCAAGAGAGGCAGUCGAGGCAACGCCUAUUCCGAAGAGGCAUCCGACACCGAGAGCUUGAUUGUUGAUGAGGACGACGUGUUCGACGUAAUCUCUCUCAGGAGAUUGGUCAAGAUGGAGCGCCGCAAGGCCAAUGUCGCCUGGUCCGACCUCGAGAAGGAGCGCACUGCGGCUGCCUCCUCCGCCGAGGAGGCCAUGGCCAUGAUCCUCCGCCUCCAGAACGAGAAGAGCUCUGCCGAGAUCGAAUCCAACCAGUUCCGGAGAAUGGCGGAUGAGAGGCAGGGGUACGAACAGGAAUUGAUUGAGGAGCUGCAGUGGACGAUCAACCAGCAUGAGAUUCAGAAGAACAUUCUCGAAGAUCAGAUGGGAGUUUACAAGGAGGAGCUGAAGCUAUACAUCACCGAAGAGGAGCUAAGGGAGCUUGAGCGGCAGCUUGAGGUUGAGUUUGGUUUCGAUAAUGAUGAUGUUGGACCACCCCAUGACAUAUACGAGCAUGAAGCUGAAGGUGAUGCUGAUGAUGAAAACUCCGGCAAUUUUAAUGGUGAUGAAAACAGCGGUGAUGUUGAUGCUGAUGAGAAUAGUGACCGCGGUAGUGUUAUUAUUGCAGAUGAUGAUGAUGAUGGUGACUAUGAUGGUGGUAGUGUCGUUGCAGAUGAUGACGAUGGUGGCAGUGUUGUUGCAUAUGAUGACGAUGGUGGUAGUGUUGUUGCUGCAGAUGAUGACCAUGGUAGCAGUGUUGUUGCAGAUAAUGACGAUGGUGGUAGUGUUGUUGCAGAUGAUGACCAUGGUGGUAGUGUUACUGCAGAUGAUGACCAUGGUGGUAGUGCUGCUGCAGAUGAUGACCAUGGUGGUAGUGCUGCUGCAGAUGAUGACCAUGGUGGUAGUGUUAUAGCAGAUGAUGACGAUGGUGGUAGUGCUGCUGCAGAUGAUGAUGAUGAUGAUGGUGGUAGUGUUACUGCAGAUGAUGACCAUGGUGGUAGUGUUACUGCAGAUGAUGACGAUGGUGGUAGUGUUGGCUCAGGUGAUGACGACCCAGAACCAGAGGAUCGUUCGGAUCAUGCAGUAGUUAGCUCCCCUAAAACCCAAUCACGGGAAUUGUAA